AUGCAAUCAGUGAAGAAUUUAAAUUAAUCAAAUCCUUACAUUUAAAAAGCGACUGGAAAUAACAAGUCGUCUACUAUUUUACCUGCUUUAGAGUAGUCUACUCGAAUAACUAACUCUCAUAGUAUCAAAGGAAUAGAGAAAAGAAUUCCUAAAAGUGUGCUACAUGAAUUAUAAAAUACAUAAAAUAUGACAUCACUAUCAUAUUAAGAUAGUAAUUUUUUCAUCACAUAGUUUGGUGAUAAUAGAUAAAAAGGGUCUAUGCGUAAAACAGUAUCUUAAAUAGAAUCAAUUAAAGUAUAAAAACCUAAAUAAAAAAUUGAAGUGAUUAUGGGCGAACUUGGGCAAGCUAUUAAAAGGUUAAAAAAUUUAAAGUAAGUAUAGCCACCAAAGAAUAAAAUAAAAAGCAGUGAAAGUUCUCUGGAUGAGAAGGAAAAGGCAGAUGAUUUGUUUAUGAGUUAAAUUGAAAAGACUCUUUAAGAUAGAAAAAACUAAAAUUCAAUAGAUACUUAUGAUUUAAAGAGUUAGAGUAUGAGCAGGAUUUUUUUCAAAAACAGGGCUUAAUAAGUUGAUGUCAUGCAAGAAAAUCUGACUGAUGGGCUCAACAAAUUUAAUAAAGUCAUGGAAAACGUUAAAGAAAGAGAGAAGAAACUCUUUGAUUUGUAAACUCAGCUAAAUAAAAUUCUAAAUGAAGAGGACAGAGUUAAAUUCAUGAAAGGUUAGGAUUCUGGAAGUGCAGGAUAGUUGUAGCAAGAAAUAGAUUAUUUUUAAGAUAAAAUGAAUGAGCUACAAAUGGAGAGAAACAUCCUUAAAAAUAUGAAGAGUGUAAGAAAGAAAGACUUAGAGGUUAUUAUGGUUCCAUAUUAUAAAGACAGGGAUGUUUUGGCUGACUUAAAUUAAUUCUUGGAGAAAGAAACUGAGAAUUUGGUCAACGAUGCUAAAUAAAUAGAUUAAAUUCGUACUUGCCUUAUUGAUCAAGAGCAGUUCAAAAAGCAAUUAGAAGUAAAGUCUACCAUUCUAUUAAGGGAUUAAGAGAUUCACAAGAAAAAUGAGGAAAAUCUGGAGAAAGUUAUUGAACAAGAAAUAGAGUAUUCUAAAUUUUAGUAAGAAUUGAAAAUUUAAGAACGUAAAGAAAGGGAAAAGUAGUUGUAAGAACAAAGAAAAAAAGUAUACCUAGAGCAGUAAGAGUAUAGAGCAAAGCUGGAUAAUUUGAAGAUUCAAUUUCAACAAAUAGCUUCAAAUCUACCUGCUCUAGAGAAUCCUAAAGAUGUAAUACUUAACUUCGAAGAAAUAAAGUAAAUAAUAAUUAUAAUUUGA
Messenger RNA from Tetrahymena thermophila SB210, 1314 nucleotides. RefSeq lists its product as hypothetical. The transcript has 5 exons. NCBI's taxonomy places the organism in Eukaryota, Ciliophora, Oligohymenophorea, Hymenostomatida, Tetrahymenidae. The record is from RefSeq and is a predicted model, not a curated record.